Sporothrix brasiliensis 5110 is the source of this 765-nucleotide messenger RNA. RefSeq names its product ureidoglycolate hydrolase. The coding region runs from base 1 to 765 and encodes 254 amino acids. The transcript has a single exon. NCBI's taxonomy places the organism in Eukaryota, Fungi, Ascomycota, Sordariomycetes, Ophiostomatales, Ophiostomataceae. Gene Ontology annotation, molecular function: ureidoglycolate hydrolase activity; ureidoglycolate lyase activity. Gene Ontology annotation, biological process: allantoin catabolic process. The record is from RefSeq and is a predicted model, not a curated record.
AUGCCUGACAGGCUCGACGUUGCGGCGCUGCGGCUGGCCGUGCCCGCCGAGCCGCUGACGGCCGCCGCAUUUGCGCCGUUUGGCGACGUUAUUGAGAACCCGCGCCCUGACGUGCAUCCGUCGCAGUUUGCGAAAGCGUUUGGAUCCUCCGGCGCAGGCUAUCUGCACCAUCCCGUGUCCGCCAACCAGGGCUCUGCCAUCAAGUACCAGCGCGUCUCUGGGCUCGCCGACCGCUAUGCCUCGGGCAAGGCACCGAGCGGUAUGCCAUCCGAGCCUCUGGCCAGCAUGUUUGUCUGCGGGGCCCGUACACUGCUGGAGGGCGGCCGGUUUCCCGUGACCAUUCUGGAGCGCCACCCCUACACCACCCAGACCUUCGUGCCGCUGUCGCAGCACUCGGCCGCGGAUACCCGCUACCUGGUGAUUGUGGCGCCUACGUUGCCGGAUGCGACCCGCAACAACCCGCCAGACGUCCGCGGCCUGCGUGCCUUUGUGGCUCGCGGCGACCAGGCCGUCACCUACGGCGCCGCGACAUGGCAUGCCCCCAUGGCCGCGCUGGGCGCCGCCGGCACAUCGCUGCCUUUCUUCGUCUUCCAGUUUGCCAACGGUGUGGGGCCCGAGGACUGCCAGGAGGUGGUGUUGGACAGCGGCGCGGCUGAUGCCGAGGGAACGAGCUCAGUUGUAGUGCGCGUCCCGUCAACAGUCGCAGCUUUGUCUCCCUCCUCCUCCUCGUCAUCAUCAUCACCCGGUCUCUGGUCGAAGCUAUGA